Molecule: messenger RNA, 570 nt
Organism: Fraxinus pennsylvanica
Lineage: Eukaryota; Viridiplantae; Streptophyta; Magnoliopsida; Lamiales; Oleaceae
Source: the annotation of a GenBank genome assembly
AUGGUUACUGGGAACAGAAAUCCGGCAACGGCGAAUCGCCGGAAAAUCCUGUCUUAUAUAGUUGCAGGGAUCAUACUACAAAUGCUAAUUAUAUUAGUCUUUGUUUUGAUAUUUUUACGCAUAAGAAGCCCUAAAGUCCGGUUCAAAGCUCUUACUGUAGAAAAUAUUAAUGCAAAUUCAGCCGGUUCACCAUCCUUCAGCAUGAAACUUGCUGCUCAAGUUACAGUCAAGAACCCAAAUUUUGGGCACUUCAAAUUUCGUGAUAGCCCAAUUUCCAUAUUCUACAAGGGUACUCUUGUGGGUGAGUCAUACCUUCCUAAAAGACGUGCCAGAGCGCGAUCGACGGAGAAAAUGAACAUCGCCAUCUCUGUGGAUUCAAAGGAGGUUUCUUCCUCUUCAAGUUUGAGAAGUGAUAUAAAUUCAGGUAAGAUUCCAUUGAGCAGUAAAGCAACCUUAUAUGGGAAAGUUCAUCUGUUCAAAGUCAUUAAGAAGAAGAAGACAGCAAAAAUGGAUUGCACAAUGGAUGUUAAUAUUAAAGCAAACACAAUUGAGAAUUUGAAAUGCAAGUAA